AUGCAAUGAAGUUAGUUACGUCAAACAAAACAAAGUCAUCAGUUGUCUGUUCUGUUUUGAUUUAAGUGCGAGUAAUUUCCACUAAUUCCUCGUAAUUCGGUUCGGCCUCUGUUUGGAAUAUCGAGUUGUCGUCAAUCGAGUUGCCUUCAUUUGUGCGCAGUGCGUUGUUUCGUGGAGCGAGAUGUGAAGGCGCCUAAGUGCCGGAUAAAAGUCGAAAAGGUUUGUUGGAUGAGACGAAAUUCGCCUUGGUCCCUUUCAGGUCGAUUGGCAGACAAAGAGACUGUUCCCCGUCGAAAUUCCUCAUUGCUUGGACUGCGAACGAUUAUUGAUAAGAGUGUCGCCCGAAUAGCCAUAUCGGAGGCGAAUUAUUCAUCGGUGUCAAACCAAGUCCACCGUCAAAAUGAACAAAAUCUUGCGUAUCAUCUGGAAUAUCACGAUAAUUAUUUUCUGGCUCGUUUUCGCUGCUAUUGGUUUCAUGACGAGGGUUGCGUUGUUUUGAGCGGAGGACGACGCCGACAGAAAUAUUAGAAGCAUUUAUCAGAGGCCGCUGGCCAACAAUUCGGUGGCGGUCUAACAUCCUUCGGGAGUAUUUUACCCUUUUACUAACAUAUUUUGCAUAGAGUAGAUAGCGGACCUCCACUAACCGGUGUAGGACGAGGACACAUCGAUUAUAGGAGCUGUCGAGAAAAAUUUGCUAAAACAUCAGCCCGACGUUAUCAUUAAGCUAAAAGUGAUAUUAAAGUUGUCAGAUUACAAGACUAGAAGUUAUUAUUCAUUAUCCCCAUUCAAAAGUGCAUUUAUUGACAUGUAAAUGCAAACAAAAAAGUAAUGAGAAACAAUGACGAGAUAAGAGCCGCGGCACAAUCAAUCUACGAGAACAUCAGUACGAUGUCGGUGAGGAGUCAACCAACGACUAUAGACAUUGCACGAUCGCAUUCCAUUAAUUUAAUCACGGAGGAGUUCUUGGGCGGGUAUACGCAAGAUGGACGAAUGUCUGUUGUGCGUCGAUUUUUCUGCUUAUUUGUGGCAUUUGAUAUGUUCUUCAUAUCAUUACUGUGGCUUAUAUGCGUAAUGGUAUCCGGCGAUAACAUCUACAAUGCUCUCAAAACACAAGUGCUACAUUAUUCAAUAUACACCUCGCUGUUCGAUAUAGUUGUGGUGGCAAUAUUCCGAUUUCUUAUUCUAGCUUUAUUCUAUGCCGUUUUUUAUAUUAAUCAUUGGAUCAUCAUUGCUGUAAGCUUUGUAUUAUUUGUGCAAUCAGAACAAAUUAAGACAAUUACAUUGUUUCAGCUUUGUACGUCUGGUUCGUGUAUGUUUCUAAUCUCGAAGGUGUUUAUGUACGAUUGGACCGCUACGCCACAACCGGUAUUUCAAGUUGUUCUCAUAGUAGUAUCAUUCGUUUUAUCAUGGGGCGAAGCAUGGUUUUUAGAUUGUCGCGUAAUACCUCAAGAAAGACAUGCGCGUCGAUACUUUGCAGCUAUCACUGGCCAACCAACAGAUCGAUCACCUCUUAUCGCGCCACUUCUUCAAACAACCAGCAGUAUUGGACCGGACGCAGGAUCGAAUUUUUAUUCGCCUUACGAAUCUGGGCAUAACAGUGAUGAUGAAAAUGAGCAGGAUGAUGAAUAUCGUAGGAUGGGCAUCGAGUGUGUUCGAAAAGCCUACGAACUGCUUGAAUCGGGCAAUUGGAAAGUGGAGAAAGUGACGCCGAAAGGCGAUACAAUUAGUAGUACAAGUAGGGAGAAGUUAGGAAAAAUUUAUAGACUAACAGGUAGAAUAAAGUACCCAGCAAAGCUUUUACUGGAAGAGUUAUUUUACAAAAUCGAGGAUGUGCCCAAAUGGAACCCAACUUUAUUAGAAUCGAAAGUCGUCCGUAAAAUUAAUACAUAUUGCGACGUUUCGUAUCAAGCCACUGUAGGCGGUGGUGGUGGUAUGGUCAAACCUCGUGAUUUCGUCAACUUACGGUGCUGGCGUCUUUGUAAAAAUGGAGACGUGGUGGAGUACAGUGACGACGAGGAUGAGGCAGAAACUCAAAACCCAGAAUAUGAUGUAGACUGCGCGGGAAGUGUGUCGACAGUAUCAGAAGAAGAUUUUUUGGAUGGAGAUAAAACAGAUUCAUUCAAGAAAUCCCAGAGUGAAGCGGGCAUUGAAAGUAAAAUGAAAGAUGUGCAAUCGCCAUACACAUCACUCAGCAAGAGUUUAGGUGCUAAAGAUUUCGGUCCAGUUAAUAGUGAUCCGCCGCCGUUAGAUGAAGAUAAUUUUGCCGAUGCCAAUGAUAAAUUAGAAAAUGAUAAUAGUAGCGUAACGUCUAGAGAAACGCCUAGAAAUGAUAAGAUAUAUGUUAGUGCUGCAUUCAGCAUUGAUUAUCCUGCUGUGCCGCCAACUAGCAAAUAUACUCGAGGGGAAAAUUUAGUCUCGUGCUGGGCCAUGCGUGAGGUUGCAAAUAAGCCCGAGUCAUGUAUUUUCGAAUGGCUCUUAUGCCUCGACCUUAAGGGAUAUAUACCAAGAUACGUCCUAGAUGCUGCCUACACCACUCUUAUGCAAGAUUAUAUGACCUACUUACGAAAAUAUUGCACGGAAUUGCGGCAUAAGCGGAAAAAAGUGCCUGCUCGCAUUAGUAGUUAAGCGAUCGAGUGUAUUUUACUAGCUUCUAAUCAAAUUGUGAAUUCAUCGAAAGUGAAAAACAGGAAGAGGAUGUACGAACAUUUUACUGUUCAUAAAAGGAUACCUUCUUUUUUAAAAGAUUUGAAAAAAGCUAAUAUUUAUUGAAGAAAUAAAAUAAAUGAUACAAAUUGAAUUCAUCCCAAAAUUCAUUUUUGUUUUCAGUAGAAGAUGCCUAUUUUCUGUCCCGGUAUCACGUAUGGAGCUAGUGUUUAUAGUUUCCGCUUUAUAGUCAACUUUCAUUCAUAGUACCUUUCUGGUUUAAUUAACUAUAAGACUAAGACUUCUCUUUUAAUUUAAGUUUCCAUUUGUGCGUCCUGUUUGUCAAACUGUAGCUCUUAUACACAAAUAUUGCGCUAUGUAACAUAAAUGUGAUUCUUUUAUACAGAAAAAUAUAUAAUAUAUGCAGAA
Molecule: messenger RNA, 3072 nt
Organism: Hermetia illucens (black soldier fly)
Lineage: Eukaryota; Metazoa; Arthropoda; Insecta; Diptera; Stratiomyidae
Gene: Start1
Product: steroidogenic acute regulatory protein-like
Exons: 11
Coding region: 829-2625 (598 amino acids)
Molecular function (GO): lipid binding
Source: RefSeq, a predicted model, not a curated record